AUGGCAACCACUUUCAUAGCCAUGUCAUCAGUUGGCUCAUUCGUUGCACCUAAUGGUCUGGUCAUGGAUAAGAAGCUUUCAUCUUCUUCCUACAGAUUGUCAUCUUUAGCAUCCAUUUCUUCAUCUUCAUUUCUUAGUAGACGAAAUGUUGUUCUUAGAAGAUCUCGUCUGCCCAAGAUUUCUGCAGCAAAAGAGCUACAUUUCAAUAAUGAUGGGUCAGCCAUAAAGAAAUUACAAACUGGUGUGAACAAGCUUGCUGAUUUGGUUGGAGUCACUCUUGGACCAAAAGGCAGGAAUGUCGUUCUAGAGAGCAAAUAUUGCUCUCCCAAAAUCGUUAAUGAUGGUGUGACAGUGGCUAAGGAGGUUGAGUUGGAGGACCCAGUUGAGAACAUUGGGGCUAAGUUAGUAAGACAGGCAGCUGCUAAAACUAAUGGCUUGGCUGGUGAUGGAGCAACAACUUCUGUUGUUCUUGCGCAAGGUUUGAUUGCUGAAGGUGUCAAGAGCUAUUGUAAUCUAGUUACUUGGUUUACAUUUGUUCAUGAAUAUACGAAUGCAAAAAAAGGAAGCUUUGCCAAUCCAAAAGGGAAGUCCCAUCCUAUUCUUCAGCUCUUUGAUCCUUCUCCUCAUCUUCCCUCUGUUUCCACUUGCUGCAGGUGCAUAGAUGUUGGAUACUACAAGAUCCUGCCUAGCCUAUGGCUACUUGUUUUGGGACUGCUAGUUGAUAAAAAAAUUACUAAUGCAAGAGAUCUUAUCAACAUCCUGGAAGAUGCCAUUAGGAGCGGAUACCCAAUUUUGAUAAUUGCGGAAGACAUUGAACAGGAAGCUUUAGAAACUCUGGUUGUGAACAAACUUAGAGUGCCAGGUACCCCAGUUACACUGCCAGGUGCUGCUGGUGAUUUUGCAGUUGGACUAGAACAACUUGCUUCGAUGACCCGGGAUCAUAAAUUAUCAGCUCUUCAACAAUAUGGUGGGGUUAAGGGGUUGUCUGAUCUGUUGAAAACAAAUUUAGAGACGGGAAUUUACGGGGAUGAGGUUGAUUUGUUAAACCGCAAGACUGCAUUUGGAUCAAAUACAUAUCCACGGAAAAAGGGACGGAGUUUCUGGAGGUUUCUUUGGGAGGCAUGGCAAGAUUUAACCCUUAUCAUAUUGGUUGUAGCUGCUUCUGUGUCUUUGGGGUUGGGAAUAAAGACAGAGAGCAUGGAGAAGGUCUUCAAGUUCUCCACUAUGAAGUUGGACAGAAAUAUGAACCACAUUUUGAUUACUUCGUUGAUGAGUACAAUACUAGACAUGGAGGCCAGCGUAUGGCUACUAUGCUCAUGUAUUUACGUUGAAGAGGGGGGGAGACAAUAUUUCCAAAUGCCAAGGGCAAUAUUAGCGCUGUUCCAUGGUGGGAUGAAUUGUCCGAAUGUGGCAAAGGUGGUCUUGCUGUGAAGCCUAAGGUGGGUGAUGCAUUGCUGUUCUGGAGCAUGAAACCGAAUGCCACAGUAGAUCCUUCAAUUUUGCAUGGUGGUCAGAUGUUGCUUGGAGCAUGCAGCAUCAGUGGCCAAGACAUUCUUGAUGUCUGAUUGUGUGGUUGUGGAAAUAAAGGAACCCGAGCCCCUACCUGCUGGGAACCCCAUGGAUAAUUCAG
Molecule: messenger RNA, 1630 nt
Organism: Gossypium raimondii (Peruvian cotton)
Lineage: Eukaryota; Viridiplantae; Streptophyta; Magnoliopsida; Malvales; Malvaceae
Exons: 12
Coding region: 1-1431 (476 amino acids)
Biological process (GO): protein refolding
Cellular component (GO): chloroplast stroma; cytosolic ribosome
Molecular function (GO): ATP-dependent protein folding chaperone; ATP binding
Source: RefSeq, a predicted model, not a curated record